UAAUCUGACACCCUGCUUAAGUUUAUAUUUGUGCACAGGAGGAACAGAGGGCUCAUAACUUGUGAAGGGCAGAAACAGGGACAGUUUAUACACUGAAGGAUGGAUGGAGACACGGAAUAACUGAUGAAGUGAAUUAAGCACAAUAGAGAUUAAAUAAGAAAUUGUUCUUGCUGUUUUUAUUUGGCUUUAGUGGCAAAAAGAAGGACAAGUUAAUUCAAGCACGCUGAUCAUCAUCAUGCUUGGUGAAGCGUUCCUCCACGUCCUGAACUACACCGAGGACCCUGAUCACUCAGCCCUCUCCAGGCAGAACACACUGCCGCACACACUCUCACACACUGUUCCUCCAGCAGAAGCUGCAGCGGCGGCGACUCACCUGAGCUCAAGGUCACCCAGGACGCCCCGCCCACUGCGAGUUAAUCGUACCGAAAGCCCUGAGAAACCCAGACCUCGCCUGACCUCACUCCCCAGUAUGGCUCUCCCAAUCCCCGCUAGCAGCCUCACCAGUGUCGAGGAUCUCUGGGGCCUGGAGCUCUCCUGCCCGAGCUUCUACAAAGCUUACCCAGACCUGCAGCUAGCAGGAGGCACCGUGGGUCCUCUGAACCCGACUCCACAAUCCCAAGGUCCUCUGCUGAACUCUGAGGAUCUCGCCUUCCUGCAGACCUCGAUGGAGCCCGGAGAGCUGGUGGAGGACCAUGGCGAACAAGACGAAGGCUACCUGGUCAUAGAGAGCAUGAGAAGCCUGGGGAAGGAGCAAAGGCUCACCAACUCCAUGCUGAACGGCUUCCUGGAGACGCAGCUGAUGGAGGUCUAUCGGCAGCACAUGCAGGACAGCCUGGCACGCUGUGGCUCGUGCACGCUUAGCGCCAGCGUGGUGCCGGGAAUCUGCGGCAAUCUGAACGUGUCUGACAGGAACGUGCCCGCUCAGGGGGACGAGCUGCACUCCGGCCAGAGCCAGAGCAGCGUCAAAUACUUGAGCACCUGUUCGGCCCCGCCUACUUCACACUUUAGUACACCUAUGCUGCGCAUCUCAUACCAACAGGAGCCUAAAUCCUAAACACACAGAUCAUUAGCAGUGGGAACUAGGUUUUUUUUUUCUUUUCUGUUGUUAUAAAAAAAAUCUCAGAGGUGACAAGACAGCAGUAAGUUCACACUUUCAGCGUGAAUGUUGGGCUCUGAUUGUGGCAUUAGUGUGGAAUUAUUAGCUGUAUAUAGAUACUACAGUACUGUAGAAAAGUCUUAGAAACCCUGUGUUUUUAGUACAAAGUUUGUUAUUAUUACUUUUUAAUAUUAUUUCAUGACUUUAUUGAGUCAGUGCAAAAAAAAUCAGAUUUUUAAACAUCAGUAUUCCAACUUGAAAUUUUAAGUUUUAUGCUAAACUUUGUAUGUAAAAUUGUGUUACAACCAUUUUGCCAUUUUGAUAUUUUGUGUUUUGAACAACUUUGAAUUUUGGAUUUUUAUUUUCUCAAAUGGACUCAAUAAAUUAUUUUAUUUUUCUAUGUAUCAUGGAAUAUGCGUUCAAUUCCAACCGGGCACAGCGUUUUUCAUCACCAUGGAUUUAAACAAUGAAAAUAGUCGCUACAAAUAGAAAGCAGCACAUUAUACUGUAUAAGAGACAACUUUUUAGACAAAAAAAAAACUAGAAAAAAAACAGAGCAGAAUCAUGUGCAAAAGUCAAAGUCCUCAGAAGAACUAUGUGUGUGUGUGUGUGUGUGUGUGUGUGUGUGUGUGGUUCAGCGGGAUGCUGAGUAAAACUUACUAGCUUUAUAUAUAUAUAUAUAUAUAUAAAACUACACAAAUUGUGCCUGAAACUAAACAGUGCUCAAAGCAUCGUCACACCAAAAACUUUUUUUUUUCUUUAUGCCAUGUUUCCUGGGCUUCAUUGAUAUAUAAAGUAUUUUUAUAGUAGGUUUUAUUUGCUAAAGGCAUCUGUGCUCAACAGUAGUUAUUUGAAUGUGUCUAAGACCUACAGUAGGAAAGUCCUUUGCACAGCAAAGUAGAUAAAUAUUUGAAUUGUAAAAAUAAAAAUACAAAAAUAAUAAUAAUCUAUAUAAAUAAAAUGUAAACUUUUCUAUCAUUUUUCACAGCAAUAACUUCGUCUUAUUUUCAUAAAUCACGAUGUGCUGAUGUUUAUUUUUAUCACUUGUGUAAGUUUCCAAUUAAAUUACA
Molecule: messenger RNA, 2166 nt
Organism: Clarias gariepinus (North African catfish)
Lineage: Eukaryota; Metazoa; Chordata; Actinopteri; Siluriformes; Clariidae
Exons: 3
Coding region: 236-1054 (272 amino acids)
Biological process (GO): regulation of toll-like receptor signaling pathway
Source: RefSeq, a predicted model, not a curated record